AAUCAAUGUCAGAGAAGCGCCUCCGUGGAAGAGUUCCGGUCAGCCGGAGAAUCAGACCGCCACAUCCUUCACCGUCUACUCACAGACUUCGCCGCCGAGUCGUAAUUGUUCGACGGUCAUCUUCAAAGAAGCCGUUGAAAUUCAUCAACAGAUGCAACUCGGUGCCUGCUUUGUUGACCGUCGAUGUUGGUGGUGCCACGGAGGAUCCCGGCGGACUGAUGUCAAUUUCCCGAUCUCGUCCGGACAUCUUCUCGUCGGCACCGGAGUUAGUGUUGCCUUAUUCUCCGUCCAAAAUUCAGAGAGAUUCAAAGGAGUUACACAUGCAUCAGUACAACAAAGACGCAAAGGUGGUGGUGAAUGUAACAGUUGAGGGAUGCCCGGGAGCAAUCCGGGCAAUGGUAAGAUUAGGUUCGACCGUGGAAGAAACAAUGAAGAUCGUUAAACAUCAGUACGAGUCCGAAGGCAGGUGCCCUCGGCUUGAUCAACGUUCCAUUUCAACCUUCGAGUUGCAUCCGUCACAUUUCAGUCUUCGAUGUUUGGAUAAGUCGGACAAGAUCGGAAACUUUGGCAGCCGGAGUUUCUACAUGAGGAAGCGUAGCAACGAAAAUUCCAUCAUAGGACCCGAGAUAAUUUCGACAAGGCGAAACGGCUCUCCUUCUCCACCUCCGAGUCCAACCGUUCUCUUCCCCAAUUUUAUAUGUCGAAAUUUCAAGAAAGUUAUAAGAUUGUUGGGCAAACUUUUGGGUUGUCUUGAUGGGUGAUUUUAAUUCUACAACAACCGGUUGUAUAUACUUGAAAGAUGUACAUAUGUUUUUGUUAAG
Cynara cardunculus var. scolymus (artichoke) is the source of this 821-nucleotide messenger RNA. RefSeq lists its product as uncharacterized. Lineage: Eukaryota; Viridiplantae; Streptophyta; Magnoliopsida; Asterales; Asteraceae. The record is from RefSeq and is a predicted model, not a curated record. Bases 6 to 761 code for a protein of 251 amino acids. The transcript is spliced from 3 exons.